CAACAACGUACCGUUUUAUAGGCGAAGGUUUACAGGAACAGAGUGCAUUAAAAAAAAUACCAGUGUGAUGUUUCAGUGAUAACAAACAGCAAUUAUGCCACCUUAUUAAUAUGAUUAGUAUUAGAGGUGACUGGGUACCAUACUUAAGACCCCAAAAAACUGAUAGCACUAUUCACUACAACCCAGUAAUACGAAGUCCACACGAUAGCAAGCAUUUCAACUUUUGCAUUCCACUCAAAAUAGAAUUUUCUGUCCUCGUUGACAAAGUCGUGGGUUUUGCUGCUCAUUGUCAUCGUCUGGUCCGUUAAUGAAACCUACAAAUAAUAUUUGAUGGAAGAAAUCACUUUCCAGGGAGGAUUGUAAAAUUGACUGUUGUCGAGGGAGAUAUUUUUCUUCAGCCGUGACUUUUUUGGAACUGUGAAAGAAAAAAAAAAUCAUCGCAGGAUGGGGGCUAUGCUUGGGAUUCAGCCCGUGGAUUGUACACAAAAUGGAACGAUAGACUGGAAUAAAGGAUCACUUACAACUGAACUAGCCAAGUUUCCAAUCUUCACCUUGGUAUUUGUCUAUUCCUCGAUUGCUGCUAUCGUCAUCCUGUUUUUCUUCUUCGAGGCAGCGCUCUUCACAGCGACGAGGGUACCUCGGUCCUCGGUGGCCAACCAUCGGAUCAAUACCGUCAUCAUGCUGUCUAUAUACCCCUCAUUUAUCAUUUGGUCUUUCCCUGCCGUCCUUAUUCCUUCUGCUGCUCAAUUUUGUAUGCUUCUCGCAGACCUAUAUUACUCGUUUGUCAUGUUCAAGUUUGUGGUGUUGCAAGUGGACUACUACGGAGGGCACCGUAAAAUGAUGGCCCGCCUCGCCGCAAGCAAGGUUAUGUUUAAUAUCAACAGUCCCGUGCUGUGCUGUUUGUGCUGCUUCAAGCCAGUCCGUCUAACUAAGAAUAGUUUCUUCGUGAUUAAGUUUCUGGUUCUACAGAUUGCAAUCCUCAAACCCAUCCUGACUUUCUUCCAAGCUAUUGCUAGCUUUGCAGGAUUGAAUUUGGUGGGUACCGGUGGACUCGUCCUUCAGGUCGUAACAGUCCUAUCCACCCUGACGGCAGCUACCGGUAUCAACAUGAUAACGAAGGCAACGAGCAGCACCGACCUGGAGAAGUACGACUUGAAGGGGAAGGCGGCCAUGAUGACCGCUGCACUGAUGAUGAUUGGCCUGCAGAGCGCAAUCAUCAACGUCGUCACCGUGUUCAGACCGCUCGGAUGCACUGUGCCAUUCCCUUCCUCUGUCAUCAGUUCCCAGUGGCAGGCAUUUCUCCUCAUUCUGGAGUCAACUCUCAUGAUGAUACCGAUGCUUCGGUAUUACCGGACAGCGGACGGUAACGUUGUAGGUGUUCCCCCGCCCAUCGAAGACGAAGAGGAGGAGGCAACAUCGGGUCUGGGUAAAAUGAGGCAAUGGGUGCGCCGACACACGCUCAUGUAGACAGACGUUUUCGGUUGAAUCCCUGCUUUGACGUCACAUUAAAGGCUAUACAUGGUCUGCCAUUUUCUAGUCAAACGAUCGGGUAUAAUCUUGAGCAUGUCCUUCUGGAGCACAGUCUAAAAUGCAUACUACACACAGUACAUGCAAAACACACUGACUCUCCCAAAACAACACAACCAGGGCCCAAUUUCAUGGCUCUGCUUACCGUAAGCAAAAGGAUCGGCGAUUACAGAAGCAGUGAAUGUUGUGCUUACGUCAAGCGUAUUUCACGGGUUAGAGGGAAAUUUCGGCUUGUGGCAUUCUACGCAGAAUUCGGCGCUUGCACGUAAGCGGAGAAUGUUGAUCGUAAGCGCAGAAUUCGGCGGUAAGCAGAGCCAUGAAAUUAGGCCCAGGUUAUUUGGUGCCGAUGACGUCAUUAGGGUUGGGUCUAAUUAGGAGAUUUUUUUGCACUUGACCUCUCAACAAACAAUCUCCUAAUUAACCCAACAACCCAACUGACGUCAUCAGCACCAAACAGUUGCGCCAUUUUGGGUGUCACUGUUGGUUAUUGUCGAUCGCACCCCCUCUUACGGACACUAUUCUCACUCUGUAGUAUUGUUGAAUUAUUUUCAGUAUUUUAUAAGUUAAGUAAAGACAGAGAGGAAGACUAAGUAGUUUACACUUUAACUGUGACGAAACUUGAAUGAAACAAACAACACACGGGGGUUUUCGCAAAACACCUUUUUGUGUUCGAAACUUCCAUGUGCUUUUAAUUAAAGAUGUACAUCUUCAUUCGAGAUUUUCUUUUUACAAUUUCCACUGGUAUCAAAAAUACUAGUAUUUGAAAACAGGAAAUUUAGUCACCAGGCCUUAUUUUUCUGUAUUGAUUGGUUUAUCCGUCCCGUGUGAUUUUUAUAAAUUAAUUUGAAUUAAUUAUAAUAUUUUCAUUGUUGUACAAAUCCUUCGAUGGCAGUUUUUCGUACUUUUGUAUUUCCUUGACAGCUCAAGUUAUUCAUUACAUAUCUAGCCUUAAGAUUUUAAAUAUAUAACGAUGAACAGAUAAUUACUGUUGUCAAAAUUGAUUUGUUUUUACAUUAUAACCGGUAGAUCAGUGAGAUAAUUGCAAACUUUCAUUAAACAUCAUG
Messenger RNA from Asterias rubens (European starfish), 2591 nucleotides. Its product is annotated as organic solute transporter subunit alpha-like. The record is from RefSeq and is a predicted model, not a curated record. Gene Ontology annotation, biological process: transport. NCBI's taxonomy places the organism in Eukaryota, Metazoa, Echinodermata, Asteroidea, Forcipulatida, Asteriidae. Bases 445 to 1467 code for a protein of 340 amino acids. Gene Ontology annotation, molecular function: transporter activity. The transcript is spliced from 7 exons.